This is a messenger RNA of Trichomycterus rosablanca, 2037 nucleotides long. Its product is annotated as GTPase IMAP family member 8-like. Bases 1 to 2037 code for a protein of 678 amino acids. NCBI's taxonomy places the organism in Eukaryota, Metazoa, Chordata, Actinopteri, Siluriformes, Trichomycteridae. Gene Ontology annotation, molecular function: GTP binding. The transcript is spliced from 4 exons. The record is from RefSeq and is a predicted model, not a curated record.
AUGUCGGAGGUGAAAAUGGAAAGAAAGGAUGGGACGUCCCAGUUCGGCUUGAAUUUUGUCCUGUUAGGAGAAUCAGGUUCAGGAAAAAGUGCAGCAGGAAACACAAUACUGGGACGAGAAGCUUUUAUCUCAGAAAAGAGCCACAAAUCUGUGACUCAAAAUGUUCAGAUUGAACGUGGUCAACUUUAUGGAAUCCCUCUCACUGUUUAUGAUACUCCAGGAUUCUUUAACACAGGACUGAGUGAUGAACAGAUCAGACAGAAAUGUCAGAAUGUUCUCAGCUCAUGUGAAUCAGAAUCAGAAUUCUGUUUGUAUCUUCUGGUCAUAAAGGCAGACAGAUUCACUGCAGCAGAGAGAAGAACUGUGGAGCAGACUGAGGAGCUCUUAGGAGAAGAUCGUCUGAAGAAAACCUGGAUCCUCUUCACCAGGGGAGACGAACUGGAGAAACAAAAUCAGACAAUAGAGAGAUUCAUUAAUCAAACAUAUGAUCUGAAGAAGCUGGUGCAGAAAUAUGAGGACAGAUACCACGUCUUCAACAACAAGAUAAGAGGCUCUGAUGAGCAAGUGAAAGAUCUGAUUGGAAAAGUUCACCAGCAAUGUCUAAAAUCUGUGAAAAUGGAAAGAAAGGAUGAGACGUCCCAGUUCGGCUUGAAUUUUGUCCUGUUAGGAGAAUCAGGUUCAGGAAAAAGUGCAGCAGGAAACACAAUACUGGGACGAGAAGCUUUUAUCUCAGAAAAGAGCCACAAAUCUGUGACUCGAGAUGUUCAGAUUGAACGUGGUCAACUUUAUGGAAUCCCUCUCACUGUUUAUGAUACUCCAGGAUUCUUUAACACAGGACUGAGUGAUAAACAGAUCAGACAGAAAUUUCAGAAUGUUCUCAGCUCAUGUGAAUCAGAAUCAGAAAUCUGUUCGUAUCUUCUGGUCAUAAAGGCAGACAGAUUCACUGCAGCAGAGAGAAGAACUGUGGAGCAGAUUGAGGAGCUCUUAGGAGAAGAUCGUCUGAAGAAAACCUGGAUCCUCUUCACCAGGGGAGACGAACUGGAGGAAGAUAAUCAGACAAUAGAGAGAUUCAUUAAUCAAACAUAUGAUCUGAAGAAGCUGGUGCAGAAAUAUGAGGACAGAUACCACGUCUUCAACAACAAGAUAAGAGGCUCUGAUGAGCAAGUGAAAUUUCUGAUUGGAAAAGUUGUACAGAAAGGUCAACAAUCUGCUACACAUCUGCACAGAAGGAAAGAGAAAACGACAACAGUAAGUUGCAGCAGCAGUUCAGACAGAAGAAUCGUCCUGCUGGGGAAAACUGGUUCUGGCAAAAGUGCAACAGGAAACACCAUCCUGGGAGAGAAACAUUUCUUAUCUAAGCGUAGCAUGAUUUCUGUAUCUAAUAAGAGUGAAGCUUCGAGUGGCCGUGUUGGUGACAGGGAUGUUACAGUGAUUGAUACUUCAGGGCUCUUUGAUACGUCUGUUUCUCGUGAAGAGUUAGUUACAGAGAUAGGAAGAAGUAUCUAUUUAUCCAGUCCAAGACCUCACGCUUUCCUUCUGGUUCUUAAUAUAAUUGACAGAUUCACAAAACAUGAGGAAAUAAUUCAGAAAACUGAAAUGUUAUUUGGAGAUGAAGUGGCGAAAUAUACAAUUAUUCUCUUCACUUAUGGAGAUCUGUUAGAUGAAGAUGAAGAUGUAGAGAAUUGUAUUAGUGAGAAUGAAUCUUUAAGAAAGCUUGUAGAGAAGUGUGGAGGUGGUUAUCACGUCUUCAACAAUAGAGAUACAAAUAACAGAGAGCAGGUCAGUGAGCUGUUAGAGAAGAUCGACAGAAUGGUGGAGAAGAACGGAGGAAGCUGUUACUCCAACGAGAUGUUUGAGGAAGCAGCCAGACUCAAAAAAAAGGUAGAAGAAAUGAUGAUGCAGGAGGUAGAAGAGCGAAAGCAAAGAGAAAAAGAAAAAAGAAAGAGAGAGACAGAAGCAAGAGUUACACAGGAAAAGAAUAGAAUGAGAUCACAGUUAGAAAAGGAAAAAGACCAGAGUGAUUGCUGUAUCCUUUAA